AUGAAGGAGAUGUCAGAAACCCUCGAAAUGGAGAGGCAAGCCAGGAAGGACCAGGAUGAAAGGUCAGCCGAAGAACAACGCCAAUAUCGGGAGACGAUGCAGAAAAGGUUUGACCAUCUCAAUCAAGAACGAGAUAAUCUCAAGGUCGGUCUAGAAGAGAUGAAGGAACAGAUACGUCGCUUCAAAGUACUGGAGGGCAAGUAUCGGGAAAACCAAGAGCGGAUGCGCCAACAGGACAAGAUCGAGAGUCUGGAAGAGCAACACAAGCUCCGAGAACAAGAGAUGCUUCAACGAACCGAAGAAGCCAGUAGGGAACUCAAGAGUCUCCGUCUUCAACUAAGCGAAAGAGGCAAUGCUAGAAUGGGAAUCUCGAGAUUUAGUGUUGUUUCUGUCAGGAAGGGGCUUCUUCUUGGAGGCAGAAGCGGAAAUCAGCACCGUUACAAUAGCGAUCUAAAACGACUGAGGGACGAAAAUGACAUACGCAGAAUUUGUGCGCUUGGUACCAAUGGAUCAUGGCUCUACCACUAUCAUACUGGAAGUAACUUUGACUGCUGGACAUGUUGGUCGGGCUCAUUUGCAACUAAGUAUCCCGAACUCGCUGCUUGGCUAGAUAAGCAUCAAAAGUUUGGGUGUCCCCGACACAUAAGUCUCGGUGCUGGUGGGUUCUUCUACAUCGCCAUGAUGGACAACUCAGUUCAUGGCAGACUUUGGCUUGGUUACAACCACGAUUACGUGGCGGAGAUUUCUGACGAUGAUUAUCUCUGCAACAUCGAAAAUUACGACAACCUUGAAGGUCUUAUGGGCGAUAUUGAUAGCGAAGGGGCGUCAAUCAUGCUUGCUAUGAAUAUUGAAGAUCCUAGAGGAUACAUCUUGGUCCAGGAGUUAGGGGAAGCAUUUCGGAAGAUCGGAACAGCUGGCAACCAAUUUGACGAGGCAAGAUGGCAAAGGUUCAGAAAUGACAACGAGUAUGAUUGGUUGGGGUACGGGGAAGUAGUUUAA
This is a messenger RNA of Fusarium oxysporum Fo47, 999 nucleotides long. RefSeq lists its product as uncharacterized. Bases 1 to 999 code for a protein of 332 amino acids. The record is from RefSeq and is a predicted model, not a curated record. Lineage: Eukaryota; Fungi; Ascomycota; Sordariomycetes; Hypocreales; Nectriaceae. The transcript has 6 exons.